This is a messenger RNA of Chaetomium fimeti, 799 nucleotides long. RefSeq lists its product as uncharacterized. The record is from RefSeq and is a predicted model, not a curated record. NCBI's taxonomy places the organism in Eukaryota, Fungi, Ascomycota, Sordariomycetes, Sordariales, Chaetomiaceae. The transcript has a single exon. Bases 203 to 682 code for a protein of 159 amino acids.
GUACCUAACUUCCAUGGUGGCACAAGCCUUCACAGUUCGUCGUCACAGCCCGAAUGGCUGGCGGGAGACAUCCCGAUUCGCCUGGAACUUCUGGAACUUCUGGACGGCAUCGGACGACACAGAAGUAGGCCACGUGCUCGUCUGCAUCUCGCUUGCCCCUCGUCAAAUACCAUGAGAUCUGGUACCGCUGGCUUCUGCAUACAUGAGGCGCAGCACGACAUGCUUCAAAGUCCGGACUCCUCGACCCAUUCAGGGGCUACUCCGUUUGCUGCUGCACAUCUCUGGCCGUGAGAUUGAUUGCUGUGAAGAACCCCACCUCCCGCCGCGCUCAACCUGGAACCUGCUCUCUCGUGGUACUUGGCUCUGCAUGUUCGGUGGGCGGAAAAUCCCGUCAGCAUCGCGGGGGAAACUUCUUGUGCUUCCAUGGAUCGGCGGCCUCCCUGGCCCUUUCGAGGGGUUGUUCGCCCGGGUCUUGAAGUUCGGAGAGGCUCCAGCCGCGGCAUUAGUGGAGGUCACUCAGCUGACCGGGCGUGUGGACUCCUCGCUCACUCUUUUCAUCCCCGGACUUCGUGCCCACGGGUCUGUGCAGCACACACGGAGAGCAAGCCGCCGGUCCGAGGUUCGAACGCAAAUGGAAGUUUUCGCGGGGUCCCUGGAGACUGCACGCGCGCUGGGUUCUUAGGUAGUUGUCUUGGAUAGUUCUCACAUCAGCUUGAGUCCCUCGUCUAUUCCUUUUAUAGCAAGCGAAACUGCCUCCCUGCGCAUCGAAUGUCUCAAUGUGUCGGCCGAUCCAAAGUGA